AUGAAAGUACACGUAAAGAGUUUCCUAGCAAAACGAGGUGUAAGGCCACCUGAAGAAGAAACUUUAGAACAAAAUAGAACAACUUUAUCAAAUGCAGGUUUCACUGUGAAAGAUCCUAGUAGGAAUAGGAAGGAAAAGUUUUCAGCUUAUGGACAGUUUGCAAGAGAUAAGAAUCCUCACAAAUUUUAUGCUCCUCCUGGGUAUGAAGAUGUGGCUCUUCAACAGCAACAAAAGGAAAAAGAUGCAAGACAACAAGCUCAGGAUGAGAGGGAUGCAAAUGAACAAGCUAAGAGGGAUGCUGCAAAAUUGAAAGAAGAAAAAAAACAAGAAAAGAAGAAAAGAGGUCUCUUUGGUAGAAAGAAAUCUAAUAAAGACGAUGAUGAUGACACAGAAUCAAGUUCUAGUACUACUGCAGCUACAUAUGAUCCCUAUGCUGCAGUGACUAAUCCAACAAGCCAACCUUCGGACCCAUACGGAAUGCGUGGUAGCUCUAACCUGAACGAAUAUAAUAACACAAUGAGGCAACCUACUUCUAGGGCAUCAUCUAUGGAUCCACAUAAUUCCGUAAACGGUGCUUCACAACCGAUGGAUCCAUAUGGGUCCUCAUCUAGAACAAGAGAUCCUUACAGUGGUAGUAGUCUACAGAACGCAGAUCCGUAUGGCUCCUCUCAAAGUAGAGACCCUUACGGUUCUUCUCAAAAUGUUAAUGCAUACGGUGUAUCUAAAAGCACUAGCCCAUACGACUCAACGCAAAACUCAGAUCCAUAUGGUGCACCUCAGAAUAGAAACCCAUACACAAAUACAGAACCGUCAUCAAAUGGUAGAAGUCAAACACCCAGCUCCAAUAAUAAUAAUAACAGCUACUCAAUGAAUAAUGAUCCAUACUCAAGCUAUACCACUAAUAAUGGCGAUAGCUACGGCAAAACUCCAUAUCAGAACAACAAUGGAGCUACAAGUAGUGGCCUAGUUAAUAAUUCGUAUAAUAGAGCACCCCAAGCUGACCCUUCAGAUGAUCUUAAUUUCUCAAAUACUGGUAGCGUAGCAGGAACAAGUCCUUAUAAAGAAAGUCGUUCACCAAUGUAUUCACGUAAUAAUACACCUGAUGUAUCACCCAGCUAUGGGGGCCCUAUCGCAUCAUCUACCAGAGAUGAAAGAGCCCCACGAGGUUCUGAACUCAAGAACUAUAAUAGCUAUACCAUACCAAGUGAUACGAGACAACCUAAGACACCUACCCCAUCAGGUUCAAAUAACCCAUAUGCAUCAUUAAGAAACGAUAGCUAUAACACUACAGGAACCAACUCAUCAUCUAAUCCAUAUGGCUCCAUGAAUAACGGUGCCAACUACAAUACCAGAAAAUCUUCAAAUCCAUAUGCAAACACACCAGUAACUGCUCCAACAUCUAGGAUUAAAGCUCCCUUACACCGUACACCUACAAAUCUAACUACAGAUCUGAAUAGAACAUCUACAUUGAAUGCAACACCUUCUAUAAUGGGAGGAGUUAGUAGUGGUGGUAUUGAUCUAAAUGAUACAAUAAAUGAAUACGGUGAUGAAAGUUCAGCAAAUGAUUUGAAUGCAGAUGUCGGUCAACGUGAACAACAACAAUUACAACAGAUAGAUGAAUUGAACGCUACUGAUGAUCAGCGUACUCAAUAUGAUGGAUACAAUAGAGCGGACGCUUUCGACAACUAUCAAAAUCAAUCACAACAACUAUAUAAUGAUGACUUAAAUGCUGAAGUUGAUACUGAUAGAGGCUACAAGACAUUUGAAGAAAUUCAACACGAAGAAGAACAACGUCAACAACAAGAAGAGGAUGAUGCUGUCGAUGAACUAAAACAACAAAUUAAGUUUACCAAACAAAGCUCCGUAGCGUCGACGAGAAACACUCUAAAAAUGGCACAAGAAGCAGAAAUGUCUGGUAUGAAUACGUUGGGUCUACUGGGACACCAAAGUGAGAAAUUAAAUAAUGUUGAAAGAAACCUGGAUUUAAUGAAUAUUCAAAAUUCUAUCGCCGAUGAGAAGGUUACCGAAUUACAGAAACUGAACCGUAGUUUAUGGGCAGUACAUGUUAGUAAUCCUUUCAAUUCUAAAAGACGUAAACAAGAACGUGAGGAAAAGAUUAAAAACCAAAAGAUUCAAGAACAAGCUAUGAUGAAUAGCACAAAUCAAGAAUUGACUGCAUCUCAGAAUAGAAUUGAAAAUGCAAUGGACGAAAAUGGAAGAAAUAUCAGUGACAUAAGAGACCGGUAUGAGAGGAAGGAUAUAUUGGGGCGUGCACAAAAGUAUCAAUUUGAAAAUGAUGAAGAAGAUGAUGAAAUGGAAAUCGAAAUCGAUAGAAACCUGGACAAGAUUCAACAGGUGAGUGGUCGUUUGAAAAAAUUGGCCCUUGCCGCUGGUAGUGAACUAGAAUCGCAACAAGAUCGUAUCAAACGUAUCGAAGACAAUACUGAUGAUUUAGAUAUCAAAAUCCAUGUCAACACAACCAAAUUAUCGACCAUCAAAUAA
Maudiozyma saulgeensis is the source of this 2502-nucleotide messenger RNA. The record is from the annotation of a GenBank genome assembly. NCBI's taxonomy places the organism in Eukaryota, Fungi, Ascomycota, Saccharomycetes, Saccharomycetales, Saccharomycetaceae.